AUGCAAGCACCAGUUGUAUACUUGAAUACUUCUACUCAAAGGCAAACAGGUAGACAGGCCCAAGUGGCAAACAUCACUGCCGCGAAAGCAGUUGCUGAUAUUAUUAGAACAUGUUUGGGCCCAAAGGCCAUGCUUAAAAUGUUGUUGGACCCCAUGGGUGGUAUAGUGUUGACCAAUGAUGGGCAUGCGAUUCUUAGGGAGAUUGAUGUGUCCCAUCCUGCUGCCAAAUCAAUGAUUGAACUAUCAAGGACCCAGGAUGAAGAAGUCGGAGAUGGAACCACCACAGUCAUUAUCUUGGCAGGAGAAAUCUUGGCCCAGACCUUUCCAUAUAUCGAAAAGAACAUUCACCCAGUUAUCAUCAUUCAAGCCUUGAAACAAGCUUUGAAGGAUGCGUUGGAGGUUAUACAUGAAGUUUCCAGACCAGUUGAUAUAAACAAUGAUAAGGCAAUGAUCCAAUUAAUAAAGGCAUCCAUUGGUACUAAGUACAUUAACAAAUGGGCCGAUAAAAUGUGUGAAUUGAGCUUGCAAGCCGUUAGAACUGUCAUGGUUCAGAAGGGAGAUUACAAAGAGAUUGACGUGAAAAGAUAUGUAAGAAUCGAAAAAAUUCCUGGUGGAGAAGUUGCCGAUUCUGAGGUUCUUGAUGGAAUUUUGUUGAACAAAGAUGUCGUACAUCCAAAAAUGAAAAGACACAUUGAAAACCCUAGGAUCAUAUUAUUAGAUUGUCCAUUGGAGUACAAGAAAGGAGAGUCGCAAACAAAUAUAGAAAUUACGAAAGAGGACGAUUGGAACAGGAUCUUACAAAUCGAAGAAGAGCAAGUUAAGUUGUUGUGUGACCAAAUUUUGGAAUUCAAGCCCGAUUUAGUUAUAACAGAAAAAGGUGUAAGUGAUUUGGCACAACACUACCUCUUGAAGGGCGGUGUUUCGGCAUUGAGGAGGGUGAAAAAGUCGGACAACAACCGAAUUGCCAGAGCAACAGGAGCAACCAUUGUAAAUAGGGUUGAGGAUUUGAAGGAGUCUGAUAUUGGCACCAAAUGCGGUGAGUUCAAGGUUGAAUUGAUCGGCGAUGAAUACUUUGCAUUUCUUGUCAAAUGCAAAGACCCCCAAGCUUGUACUGUUAUAUUGAGAGGUGCGUCGAAAGACAUUUUGAAUGAAAUAGAAAGAAACCUACAUGAUGCCAUGGCAGUUACUAGAAAUGUCAUGUUUGAACCCUCAUUGAGUCCUGGUGGAGGUGCCACUGAGAUGGCUUGUAGUGUUAGAUUGGCUGAAAAGGCAAAAACCAUUGAAGGCGUGGAGCAAUAUCCAUAUCAAGCUGUUGCAGAUGCAUUUGAAGUUAUACCUAGGACACUAAUUCAGAAUUGUGGUGGAAAUCCAAUCAAAGUAUUAUCACAAUUAAGAGCCAAGCAAGCGCUGGGAAAUUACACUUUUGGAAUAGAUGGGGAAAAUGGUAAAGUGGUGGAUAUGACUGACUAUGGAAUUUGGGAACCUGAGGUUAUCAAACAACAAUCAAUAAAGACUGCGAUUGAGAGUGCCUGUUUACUUUUGAGAGUGGACGAUAUUGUUAGUGGAGUACGUCAAACCCAAGGUUAA
This is a messenger RNA of Lodderomyces margitis, 1587 nucleotides long. RefSeq names its product chaperonin-containing T-complex subunit (gene CCT3). Bases 1 to 1587 code for a protein of 528 amino acids. NCBI's taxonomy places the organism in Eukaryota, Fungi, Ascomycota, Pichiomycetes, Serinales, Debaryomycetaceae. Gene Ontology annotation, molecular function: ATP-dependent protein folding chaperone; ATP binding; ATP hydrolysis activity. The record is from RefSeq and is a predicted model, not a curated record. Gene Ontology annotation, biological process: protein folding. Gene Ontology annotation, cellular component: chaperonin-containing T-complex. The transcript has a single exon.